Messenger RNA from Vanderwaltozyma polyspora DSM 70294, 576 nucleotides. It is a transcript of the gene CDC36, whose product is annotated as CCR4-NOT core subunit CDC36. The record is from RefSeq and is a predicted model, not a curated record. Gene Ontology annotation, cellular component: P-body; CCR4-NOT core complex. Gene Ontology annotation, biological process: nuclear-transcribed mRNA poly(A) tail shortening; regulation of DNA-templated transcription. The transcript has a single exon. NCBI's taxonomy places the organism in Eukaryota, Fungi, Ascomycota, Saccharomycetes, Saccharomycetales, Saccharomycetaceae. Bases 1 to 576 code for a protein of 191 amino acids.
AUGGAUAAAUUUGGGUUAGAAGCGUUGCUCCCAUUGAUUAAGCAAGAUGAUACAGAAUUAUCAAAAAAAUAUAAUCAUGCAAUGACAAUUGGUACUGAUUUGUCGUCAAUGUUACAUUCUUUGGGGAUACCUAGAGACAAUCAGAGGUAUCGUAUAUUGGAUACGUUUCAAUCUCCUUGGGCAGAAACCUCUAGGAGUGAGGUUGAACCAAGAUUUUUCACCCCAGAAUCUUUUAAAAAUAUUCCAAAUGUAUUACAGUCUAAAGUUACACCUCCUGUUUUCAAUUCGAUAGAGAACGAUCAACAACGUGUGACGUUGUUCCAAGAUGAGACUCUUUUUUAUCUUUUUUAUAAACAUCCAGGUACUGUUAUUCAAGAGUUGACUUAUUUAGAGUUAAGGAAACGUAAUUGGCGUUAUCACAAAACGUUAAAGGCUUGGUUAACUAAAGAUCCAAUGGUAGAACCGUUAGUCUCUGGUGAUGGGUUGAGUGAAAGAGGUUCUUAUAUAUUUUUCGAUCCUCAAAGGUGGGAAAAGUGUCAAAGGGAAUUUGUAUUAUUUUACAAUGCAAUUAUGUAA